This is a messenger RNA of Aedes aegypti (yellow fever mosquito), 1909 nucleotides long. RefSeq names its product E3 ubiquitin-protein ligase siah-1. Gene Ontology annotation, biological process: multicellular organism development; proteasome-mediated ubiquitin-dependent protein catabolic process. Gene Ontology annotation, cellular component: cytoplasm. The transcript is spliced from 5 exons. Gene Ontology annotation, molecular function: zinc ion binding; ubiquitin conjugating enzyme binding; ubiquitin protein ligase activity. Bases 400 to 1581 code for a protein of 393 amino acids. The record is from RefSeq and is a predicted model, not a curated record. Lineage: Eukaryota; Metazoa; Arthropoda; Insecta; Diptera; Culicidae.
UUUUUCAGUUUCAUAACUAAUCAGUAUCGGUUUAGCAGUUGGCCCAACUGGGCCAUAGGCUGAAAGCAAGUGCACAUUAAAACGACGUGGAACCCGGAACUUUCCGCGUAGAACUGCUUUCUGGACCAUAGUGCAGUGUGCUUCUGAGACCGAAAUCCAUUUCAAUCUCGGCGAAGAUUCUGCCGACGAAUCAAAACAAGGAUAAACAGUGCAUGGCUGAGAAACAAAAAUAAACGGAAAACGUGAAUGGAUUGCCGUCCCUCAUAGUUACUGGACAUUUUCAUUCAUUAAAGUUGAGUUCUUCGUUCAAUUCGUUCAUCUAGUGGUCAGUGUGCAGUGUAAUUACCCUGUUUGAUCCUUUCGCAAUAAACGGCAAGGCCACGGGCCCCCCAAGUGAGGAUGGAUAUCGACAAGUUGAAAUGUGUUCUGUGCCACAAGUUUCCCGAUUCCGAGGUGUACGAGUGUACAGCGCAGCAUGUCGGUUGCAUCGAGUGCGUUGAUAAGCUCAACGUGCGACUCUGCAAGUGUUCCGAAUACUUCGAGCAGAAAAAGGAAAACCCGAUCGAGCGUCUUGCCAAGCACAGCAAGACUCCAUGCCCGUACAAAUCGUCCGGCUGUACAUGGACUUUCGGUUCUGAGGAUAUGCGUCAACACUUGGAAGAGUGCAAGUUCCGUCCCGUCCACUGUAUUGGCGCCAAGCUGAAAGUUAUAUCGUGCAGCUGGAAAGGACGGCAGAAUGAAAUCGAGGAUCACAUGUUGAAAUUGCACGCCGAUCUGGGUAAACCUUUCGGCUACUAUCAAGUGACCGAGAUCCCUUUUUCAACGACUGUUCCCAGGGCCAGCAUCAGACUAGUGGAUGCGUUCUCUAAGCAGUUUCUGUUUUAUUUCUCAUCGAACGUGGAAAAGCAAACGGUCUAUUUUAUGAUCGUAUACUUUGGACGCCGUGAGGAAGCGCAACAGUACUUUUACGAAUUUCAGAUUCGCGAUCACACCGGCCGAAGUGUACGCCAGGUCAAAUAUGUACAAACGUGCAUUGCUGAUUGCGAGGAUCUGAACGAAAAGAUGGAAAGUGAAAGCUGCAUUGCACUAUCGUUCAAAUCUGUUAAGCACUAUCUGCAGAAGGAUCAUAUCCCAAUACGAUUCAUCAUAAGAAAGUUAGAAAAGGAACCUGAAAGUGGGGCAUCACGGGAGCGAAGGGCUUCCGAAAGCGACAGAUCUGGUGGCAAACCACCAAAACCUAAGCCAACUCCGUUCGUAUUUCCCAAAAAGGGUAAACAGCAGCAAAAUGUAAAUCGAACUCGACCCGUUGGUGGCGCUGCUGUCGGUAGCGAUGGAGGCGUUAAAAAAUCUCCGAUGCCAUCAGAUGACGACCCUCCUCUGCGCAGGAUGGCCCCUGCAUUGUCGCGACCGCUUUCUGCCUCAAAGACCCCCGUCAGCACGUCACCGGUGCUGAAAACGCCUGAAUUUUCAUCGAUUAACCGGAUGGGAGUCAGUGGUGUGGAUUCGCCUAUCGUGCACCAGGAGCCAUGUCCGUUUAUGUCGCCAUCGAUUAACCGUCUUGAUGCGUUCUGGCCAAACUAACAGCACGCACCUUCAUCUAAAAAACCAAACCUCAAGCGCAUGUUCUCAUCACCUAUGUACAAACCACAACCACACAAACAAACAAAAAACUCCACCGAAACUACCUACACAAAUACAGUGCUUAGUAUAGAACGCCUUUUGUACUUCCAUUCUCGGACCACGCCCACAAACCGUCGUUGAGCAGCCGCCGUCUUACAGCGUAGUGGGGACCUAUGAAAGCCGAUACUCCUUCAGUGAAUAUUGCAUCACCAGCAACAAUAAACCGCCUCCAGUAGAGUGCAAAACGACGGCAACUCUCUGUCAAAGGUACACACAGCCGUACAAGAUG